UUGAGAAAAGGAUGAUGAAUAUAUUGAUAUUUUUUUGUUGCUUGUGUUUAGUGAUUAGUCAUUAUGUUGGUGGUAUUCAAGAUAGCUUGAAGGAAGAGAUGGAGUUUCAGACAAACCCAAACCUCACUGAUAAAACUCCAAUCAAGAUUAUUUAUACAGAAUUUAAAGAAAUUGUUGAUUGUAUUGAUAUUUACAAACAACCAGCCUUCGACCAUCCUUUACUAAAAGACCAUAAAUUACAGAUGAAACCCAAUUUUGAAAAUUUAAUUGAAAAAAUAUUUGCGAAUAAUUCACAAAUUGGAUCCAUGUUUGGGCUUGAUAAAGAAGAAUGUCCACCAGGAACAGUUCCUAUACAAAGAACGAAAUAUGAUAUCUCUGAAGAAAAAAUAUUAAAUGAUCAUAUAUUACUUAAAGAUAUCCCUGGUGUUCAUGUCGUAGAAAUAUCUAUGCUACAAAGACUUGCUCCUUUUUAUAAAGUUAGUGGAAUAAGUAGCAUUUAUAAUCCAAAAGUUGAGAAAGGUCAAAUCUCUAUGGGUCAUAUAUGGGCUGAGAAUGGACCUGUAGAAUCUUCCAAUAGAAUAACUGUUGGAUGGCAUGUACUUCCAAAAAUAUAUGGUGAUACAAGAACACAUUUCUAUAUAUCAUGGACGUCAGAUAAUUUCAAGAAGACAGGAUGCUACAAUACCAUAUGUCGAGGUUUUGUUCAAGUUCAUGCCAAGAUUUUUCCUGGUGAAUAUUUUCGUCAAACGUCUACCUAUGGUGGACCAACUUAUGAGGCUUACAUGGCUAUCACUCAGGAUCCAAAGACAAAAAAUUGGUGGAUAAGUUUAGGAAAUGUGAGCAUUGGAUAUUAUCCAGCAACAUUAUUCUCGAACUUAGGGUCCGCAUCCAUUGUAGGGUGGGGUGGGAGAACGAGAGCCAAUGUUGGUGAUCUUAGUCCUCCAAUGGGAUCUGGGCAUUUUCCUAAUGGAAACAAGACUCAUGCAUCUUAUUUUAGAUCUCCCAAGAUUCAAGAUGCAUCAAGAUAUGUUUAUGAACCUGAUACUUAUAUGAUCAAAGUCUUCUCUGAUAAUACGAAUUGUUAUGGUUUUGAAGGAGAUUUUGACAAGGUUCAACAUGAACGUAUCUUCCAGUUUGGAGGACCUGGAGGAAAAUGUGGAAUUUAAUUUUCUUUAUAGUUAACCUCUAUAUGAAUUUUAUGAGUUUAAUAUUAAUCAUCUUUGUUUAGUAUAA
This is a messenger RNA of Vigna unguiculata (cowpea), 1233 nucleotides long. Its product is annotated as protein neprosin-like. The record is from RefSeq and is a predicted model, not a curated record. NCBI's taxonomy places the organism in Eukaryota, Viridiplantae, Streptophyta, Magnoliopsida, Fabales, Fabaceae.